AUGGUCAUCCACUCAUCAAGAUUUGGCAAGUUAAACUGGUCAUUUGAUAAGAGGGCACCUGUAAAUAAAAAUGGCAAGGGUAAAACUAAACCCCAACAGAAAAAUCCACAACCUAAGAAUGCCAAACAACCCACACUCCCUUUAAAAAAACCACAAAACACGCCUGAGAAGACUAAUGAUAAAAAUGCCACACCCCCUUUAAAAGUACCACAAGACACACCUGGAAAGACUAAUGAUAAAAUUCCAAAAAAUAAACCCAAUCCAGAGGAAGGUAAAACGUUUCCAAAAGGUUUACCCAAUAAUGAUAAAAAUAAUGAUAAAGGAAAAGGAAAAGAAGUUCCAACAAAUAUAAAUGAGCCUAAACCCAAAAAGAUAGAGAAAGAUGAAUUUAAAAUGAAGGAUCAAAAAAAAGACAUAAAUACCACUAUGAUAGGGAAAAUGCCUCCUACAAUGAUUCCAGAAAAGGCUCCAUUACCUUUGGAACAAGGCAAAUCGCAAACAUUAUCAAAUGUUACUAUCAUAGUAAUCGGUGCGAUCGUUUUUGGGGUGUUUUUGGUAGCGUUCAUCGUUUAUCGAAAAAGGUCUAAUUCACGAAAAGGUGCGGUGCGCCUUUAUGACAAUGAUGAUGAAUCUCAAAUGAAUGAAAAACCAAGGUUCAUUGAUAAAUCCACGAUAACCUCGCCAUCACGCAUUCAAAGCCAACCUCCAACGAUUCAAUUAACCAGACUUUCUUCAACCAAAAUUCAUCUUAAUGUUACUCCUUCUGAAAACAAUUUCAAUAAUAAUAAUUACAAAAACAAUUAUUUGUUUCCAUAUACAAACGAUCACAACCUAUCAUCAUCUAAUAGAAUCACUUUAGGCGAUUAUAAUGAUUAUAAUGAUUAUAAUAUUCAAGGAACCACCGAUUAUACGCAAAAUUAUAAUGAUUAUUAUCAAACGCGGAAUAGUUAUGCCUCAAGUCGCGAAUCAUAUUCUUCUUCAUUAGGAGGCGCUUUCCCUGUACCACCUCGAAGAAUUUCCGAUAAUAGCGUCAGUACCGCUACGCCAACAAGUGCUACCUUCAGAGAUCACAACCAUUUCCCAAAAAGUUAUCAGUAUUGUAGAAAAUCCUCCUUUCAAAAUUAA
Funneliformis mosseae is the source of this 1125-nucleotide messenger RNA. NCBI's taxonomy places the organism in Eukaryota, Fungi, Glomeromycota, Glomeromycetes, Glomerales, Glomeraceae. The record is from the annotation of a GenBank genome assembly.